GGAAGUCGAGUCGCUCUCACACAACAGUGCCAGACACUUCUAAAGAAAGACGUGUUUAGAUCAUUGUUAUUCCACAUUUCCAACAAAUACGCCUUUGUUAUUUAAGGGGAUAUAAUCGACGUAUCAUAUGCAUGACAUUCGGAGAAAACUACUGUAAACCGACCUGAUGGAAACAGAGGAGCAAGCCAAGAACCGUUUUCAGUCGGAGCUGGAAUUUGUCCAGUGUCUGGCGAAUCCAAACUAUCUGAAUUUCCUUGCUCAGAGGGGAUACUUCCGGGACAAGCCAUUUGUUAACUACCUGAAAUAUCUGCUCUACUGGAAGGAGCCAGAAUAUGCCAAGUUCCUCAAGUACCCCCACUGCCUGCACAUGCUUGAGCUGUUGCAGUACGAGCAUUUCCGCAAGGAGCUGGUGAACGCCCAGUGUGCCAAGUUCAUCGACGAGCAGCAGCUGCUCCACUGGCAGCACUACGCCCGCAAGCGCACCCGGCUCCAGCAAGCCCUCGUGGAGCAGCAGCAGCAACAGCCACCGCAGCAGCCACCGCACAGCAACCAAGUGGCCAAGUGAUGAGGGACUAACACACACACACACACACACACACACACACACACACACACACACACACACACACACACACACACAGUCCUCGUGGAGCAGCAGCAGAAACAGGCCACAGAAAGCAACACUGUGGACAAGUCAUGAGAGACCGAGGAAGAGACUGACACGC
Messenger RNA from Engraulis encrasicolus (European anchovy), 725 nucleotides. RefSeq names its product mediator complex subunit 31 (gene med31). Gene Ontology annotation, cellular component: core mediator complex; mediator complex. The transcript is spliced from 4 exons. Gene Ontology annotation, biological process: regulation of transcription by RNA polymerase II. Gene Ontology annotation, molecular function: transcription coregulator activity. Bases 167 to 565 code for a protein of 132 amino acids. The record is from RefSeq and is a predicted model, not a curated record. NCBI's taxonomy places the organism in Eukaryota, Metazoa, Chordata, Actinopteri, Clupeiformes, Engraulidae.